AUGCGCCUCGGCUUUUUAGGCCUUGGGUUCAUGGGAGUUCCUAUGGCCCGCAUUCUCUCAAGAAGGUUUCCUCUUAUUGUCUGGAAUCAAAGUCCUACCAAAUAUGUGGCCCUCAAAAAAGAUAGAGGCAAAGUUUCGAUUGGAGAAACACAUACAAAGGUGGUUGAAAACUUAGACAUUAUCUUCAUGAUGCUUUUCAACGCUGCGGCAACCAGUUCAAUCCUCAGCAAAGAUUUGAAAAAAGACAUCCGUGGCAAAAUCCUGGUCAAUACUAGCUUGGUGACUGUCGAAUUCAGCAAGUCUUUUGAUGAAGAGGUUCGGGAAGCUAGCGGACAAUUUCUUGAGAUGCCCGUGAGCGGCAGCAAAAUCCCUGUUGAACAGGGCCAGCUGGUUGCAAUGAUGUCUGGUGACCCGGAUCUCGCCAAGCUCGUUGAGCCCUUUGUCGAACCUCUCAGCUUCUCGGCGAUCUAUUGUGACCCUAUAGGCUCCGGUCUCAAAGCAAAGUACGCGGUAAACACUUUGCUUAUCACUCUGACUGUUGGGCUGGCCGAGUCAAUGAAUCUGGCUCAAGCCCAAGGUCUUAAUUUUGAGGCCUUCGCAAAGGUCUUGGAUGCCUGUCCGAUGGCGUCGCCCUAUUCCAAGAUCAGAGUUGGCAAGAUGCUGAACCAGGAUUGGUCUCCCCAGGCCGCAACCAAGGACUGUUACAACAGCACGCAGCUGAUCCAGUCUGCUGCAGUUGCGGCGAACAGCCGGUCACCUCUUACGGCAGUAUGCGGAGAGCUGUACGCCAAAGCGAUGGGCACGGGCAUGGGCGAGGAGGACAUGAUUUCAGUCGCUAAGCAGAUAGCAAGUCAUCAAACAUAA
This is a messenger RNA of Penicillium alfredii, 864 nucleotides long. RefSeq names its product NAD(P)-dependent oxidoreductase. Gene Ontology annotation, molecular function: oxidoreductase activity, acting on the CH-OH group of donors, NAD or NADP as acceptor; NAD binding; NADP binding. The transcript has a single exon. Bases 1 to 864 code for a protein of 287 amino acids. The record is from RefSeq and is a predicted model, not a curated record. Lineage: Eukaryota; Fungi; Ascomycota; Eurotiomycetes; Eurotiales; Aspergillaceae.